AUGACAGAUAUGCAUCUUUAUGUCACCAGAAGGCCAGUAGGUAAAAACACCACAACUACAACCUUUUCUUUUUUACAGCUUGAGAGCUACAUUGUGGAAAACAUGAAAUCGGAGAUGGUGCAACUGCAGCAGAAUGCUGUGCAGAACCACACUGCCACCAUGCUUGAGAUAGGGACCAGCCUCCUCAGCCAGACAGCAGAACAGACAAGAAAACUCACGGAUGUUGAAACACAGGUGCUAAAUCAAACAUCCAGACUUGAAAUUCAGCUACUGGAAAAUUCACUGUCAACCUACAAGCUAGAAAAACAGCUGCUACAACAGACAAAUGAAAUCCUGAAAAUUCAUGAGAAAAACAGUUUACUUGAGCACAAAAUUUUAGAAAUGGAAGAAAGACAUAAAGAAGAGAUGGACACUUUGAAAGAGGAGAAAGAGAAUCUACAGAGUUUGGUCACUCGACAAAGCUACAUAAUCCAGGAACUAGAGAAGCAAUUAAACAAGGCAACAACUAAUAACAGUGUUCUGCAGAAGCAGCAGCUUGAAUUGAUGGAUACAGUUCAUACUCUAAUUACCCUCUGUUCUAAGGAAGGAGUUUUACUUAAGAAUGCGAAGAAGGAGGAAGAAAAGCCUUUCAGAGACUGUGCAGAUGUAUACCAAUCUGGUUUUAACAAAAGUGGUGUCUACACUAUUUAUAUUAACAAUGUGUCAGAUCCUAAAAAGGUCUUUUGUAAUAUGGAAAUCAAUGGAGGAGGAUGGACAGUUAUACAGCACCGAGAAGAUGGGAGUCUGGAUUUCCAGAAAGGUUGGAAAGAAUACAAAAUGGGUUUUGGUAGCCCAUCAGGUGAACAUUGGCUGGGGAAUGAAUUCAUCUUUGCAAUUACAAGUCAGAGGCAAUAUUCUCUAAGAAUUGAAUUAAUGGACUGGGAAGGAAAUAGGGCUUAUUCACAGUAUGACAGAUUUCACAUAGGAAAUGAAAAGCAAAAUUACAGGUAAGAAUCUCUUGAAAUU
Molecule: messenger RNA, 1005 nt
Organism: Meleagris gallopavo (turkey)
Lineage: Eukaryota; Metazoa; Chordata; Aves; Galliformes; Phasianidae
Source: RefSeq, a predicted model, not a curated record